Molecule: messenger RNA, 3258 nt
Organism: Penicillium egyptiacum
Lineage: Eukaryota; Fungi; Ascomycota; Eurotiomycetes; Eurotiales; Aspergillaceae
Source: the annotation of a GenBank genome assembly
AUGGACCAGAGCCCUUCCAAUGCUCAACCCGUACAGGGUCCUCCCAUCCCUGGCAGCUCGUGUGCUCCGCCAUUGAGAGGAGCUUUAGCUGGAGGUCGCCAGAUCACCCGAAACCGCGCGAGCUACAGCUGUCACAUGUGUCGACGUCGGAAGGUCAAAUGCGACAAGAUACAUCCGAUUUGUGGAAACUGCGUGAAGAACAAGACCCAGUGUGUAUAUGAUGUGUCAUCCCAAAAAGAUGACGAUGGGCCCGAUAGCUCCCAAAAGGCCCAUGGCGCUAAACGAAGGAGAGGAAUGCCCCGGACAUUGGAGGAGGAUGUUAACGAGCUCCAGUCACUUUAUGGACACUUGAAGCGGGCAGAGUCGACAGGCGAAAAGCCCGACCCAAGCGCCAUUGAAGCGCGACUCGACAAGCUUAUGUCAAUGAUUGAGCGACUUGGGGGGAGCGGUCAAACACACGAGAACGUGGGGAUGCAGACGGCCCGGGGUGCGAAGGUGGAACCCACGCAGUUGGAUGACGCACGGCCGAGCAAUGCUCUGAACGGAAAUAGAACGUCAAGAUCUACCAGCCCACAUCGCACUGCUGCAGACUCGAGCAGUGAUGAAUUUCCGAUUCCAUCCGGUCAGGCCACCGAUCUGAUAGACCCGGUUGGCAGUUUGAACUUAGGCCAUUUGAGCCUAGAGGACGGUGGAAGGUCAAGAUAUGUUGGCACCACGUAUUGGGCCUAUAUCUCUGGCGAAAUCAAUGAGCUUAAUCAAUUGCUGAGAGAUCAAAAUAGCUCACAUGAUCACUCCACACCUGAAAAUAAUAAUGAAGCCAUAACAGAUUCGCAGGCCGAUGGUCGACAGUCAUGGAGAGAAUCAAUGGGCAGCUCGACGCCUUUAAUCACGCCCAGGUCUCGUUCCUUCCAACAAUCUAUAAUCUUCCCUUCGGGUGACUCUCCCUUGCUCAAUGAAAAGGUGGUAGAACCAAAAAUGCUUGAUCACAUUCCAACGAGACGGCAGAGCCAUAUUCUUUACAAAGGAUUCAUUUCCGGUGUACACGCCAUCAGUCCUGUCAUUCACCCUCCAACUAUCCUCAAGCUCUACAAUUCCUUCUGGGAUUGGUAUGACUGCAGCAGCUAUUCGGGGGAGUCAUGCCCGAAUCCAUCAUUCAUCCCACUGUUGUACGCGAUAUGGUAUGGCGGCUCAGUGACGAUUUCGAUCCGAGCAAUCAAAGCUGAAUUCAAUGUGUCCUCGCGGGCGGCGCUUUCGACAAUAUAUACCGAAGAAGUUAGCAGAUGGCUUACGAAGAUCAAAUUCCCGCGCAGCCCUUCACUUCAAGGCCUCGCUGCUUAUCUUAUCGUACAGACAAUUGUGACGAAGGAGGAAGAGCCUUUGACGAGUAGCCUCUUUGUUAGUCUCGCGAUGAGGGUUGCGCAAACAAUGGGCUUGCAUCGGGACCCAGCUAAGUUUGGCAUAGAGCCAUGUGAAGCUGAGUACCGCCGCCGUUUAUGGUGGCAUAUAAUGCACAUGGAUGGUGUUGUUGCGAUGUCAAGCGGUCUGCCUCCACUUGUCAACGAUGAGAAUUAUUGGGAUGUCUGCGAGACGAGCGAAAUUAAAGACACGAUGCUAGGUAGCCCUGCUGCAGAGUCCUACAUGGAACAGGUCGCUUCGGGGGAGCGGCUACCCGAUAAUCCAGAUGACCCCACCAUUUGCGGCGGACCAUCAAUUGUCAACGUCUACUACCUGACCGCAAGGGGAAAGUACACCAUGGCUCGCGCUGUCCGCCGAAUAUUGAAAAUCCAGCUUGGAACAAAGCCCCUCACUAGGCAGGACAUGGAGGAGCUCCGGUCAAUACUCCUUGACUUGCAGCUGAAACUGAAUUCCAUCAUCGACAGGAUUCCAGAGGGGAAGGAUAUCGAUAACCUGUCAACGUCAGACCGAGCUUCUUCUAUGUCCAAAUCCCCCGAUGGCUGCUCUUCCGACACAGAGCUUCCAGGCGAAGGUCCCACCGGAUGCCCAGAACAGUAUCACUCACCGGUUCUUGUUUGCUUCCAUAAAUGGGCGAAGAUCAUUCUUUCGUUGUAUAUUGACAAAGCCUUCUGUGUGGCCUACCAGCCUUUUCUGAAGAACGCUCGCAGCCGGAUUUGGCCAGCAGCACGCCAGAGUGCACUUCGUCAUUGCCAUGGUUUCAUGGAUAAAUUCAUCCAACUCGCAACGGAUCCCGAUUUCCAGCCCUUUCAUUGGAGCUGGCCUGGGAUCAUGCUUAUUGACCUAUAUGAGCGACCUUACAGCCCUGAAGCAUCCAGGUCGCGUGCAUUCAUCGAUCGCAUACUCGCACUUUCUGGCCCAGAUGGAGGCGUCGUAGGUGGUGAAGACGGUGUCUCAACACAACGGCCAUUAAAGGACGGUGGUCGUGAAGCCUGGGAUAUGAUCCGCCGCCUUCGCCAGAAGGCUUGGCAAAAGGCUGGUCUCAAUCCGCGAAUGCUCUGGACCGAAAAAGAUCAGAUCCAGGCUGGGGUCGCUUCGCCAGUUGACACUCGCGGAAAUUAUGACUUUCCUUACUCAGGUCCCUCUCAGGCCGGGUCUCCAGGUUCAGCAUCGGCCAACCAUCCCUCAACACACAGACCCCAACCCAGCGAUUUCGUCAGAACAUUCUACAACCUCACACGCUCCCACACGUUCUCGAAUCCUGUUACCCCGGAUGGUACUGAAAGUCCCCUACGAUACCAAUCCCAACCACAGGACAAACCCUUCAUUCCAAUUUCACAUUCCCAAUUCCAUCCUAACCCCGCCGAUAAUUCCAUACCUCCCCGUAUUGGCGCCUCCUCGCCCAAAACGGACUCCUUGUUUGGUGCACCUCCACCGACACAAUCUCCUGCAUCCACCGCUCCCGCCCCACAUGUUCAGCAUUCAGAUCCUGAUAUUGCUGCUUCUGGUGGCAUGUCCUUUGUGGACCCUGCGUCUCCUAAUGUUUUACCCAUGGGAGUUCCUACACCGCCAUCGAUGGUCGAUCCCAACCUCAAGUUCGACUGGGAACAGUGGGAUGCUGUGUUCGGGCAACAUCUUCCUGUCGCGGAUGAUCUGAUGGAAUUGGAUCCCGUUUCGGGUCUUGAUUUCACCCAUGUUGGAACUGCCUCAACAUUUAAUGGCAAUGGCCCCAUCGACAUGCCUAAUUCAUAUGCCAACGGUCUUGCCCUUCGAGACUCGUCUCCAGAAGGGAGUUUUCCGUCUUGGAAUGGGAAUAGUGGGGAUGAUUGGCCGGGAUAUACUUAG